Messenger RNA from Talpa occidentalis (Iberian mole), 552 nucleotides. It is a transcript of the gene FAU, whose product is annotated as FAU ubiquitin like and ribosomal protein S30 fusion. NCBI's taxonomy places the organism in Eukaryota, Metazoa, Chordata, Mammalia, Eulipotyphla, Talpidae. The coding region runs from base 105 to 506 and encodes 133 amino acids. Gene Ontology annotation, cellular component: cytosolic small ribosomal subunit; ribosome. Gene Ontology annotation, molecular function: protein binding; structural constituent of ribosome. The record is from RefSeq and is a predicted model, not a curated record. Gene Ontology annotation, biological process: translation. The transcript has 5 exons.
CGUAGCACGCAGGAGUCGGCGAAGACGUGCCCGCCCUCGCUCCUUCCUCUUUCCCGACUCCAUCUUCGCGGCAGCGGCAGCUGUGACCGCGCUCAGUCGCCGACAUGCAGCUCUUUGUCCGCGCCCAGGAGCUCCACACCCUCGAGGUGACCGGCCGGGAGACGGUCGCCCAGAUCAAGGCUCAGGUAGCCUCGCUGGAGGGCAUCGCCCCGGAAGACCAAGUCGUGCUCCUGGCAGGCACUCCCCUUGAGGAUGAGGCAACCCUAGGCCAGUGCGGGGUAGAGGCCCUGACCACUCUGGAAGUAGCGGGCCGCAUGCUAGGAGGUAAAGUCCAUGGUUCUCUGGCCCGUGCUGGGAAAGUGAGAGGUCAGACUCCCAAAGUGGCCAAACAGGAGAAGAAGAAGAAGAAGACUGGGCGGGCCAAGCGGCGGAUGCAAUACAAUCGGCGCUUUGUCAAUGUCGUGCCCACCUUUGGCAAGAAGAAGGGCCCCAAUGCCAACUCUUAAGUUUUUGUAACCUUGGCUUCUCUAAUAAAGCCAUUCCAUCCAGUCA